AUGCCUGUCACUUUUCGCUCUCUACCUUCGGUCAGUAGUGCCUCGGACAGCCUGCGAAGCCAGGAAUUCUUGACCCCUCCCACGACCCCCAAGAGUGCCAAAGACAUUCCUUUCAAACCGGAAAAGCCUGAUGAUAUCAGUUUGAGCAUGAAGAGGAGCCGGAGUCAUCGACAUGGGCGCCACGCCAAUGCUGGCCAUAAAAAAAUUGCUCGUCAGCGCAGAAACCGAGGAUUUGGUAUCCGACGUCGCUCGCAUAGCCUACGCAAAACCCUCUCCCUACCGUCAGUCCAACCCCGAUUUGAUCUUGGAACGGUCGAGCUUCUUCAGAGUCCGCAACGCAGGACACGACGAUGGACGGUUCCUUUCAAAGCCUCGUCCACCCAAGGACUUGCUACUCCUGUGCCCGUCGAUGUCAACGCAGGUACAACUGAUCCGUCCUCGGCGAGAAGAUUUAAUUCGAACCGGAGCCCAGCAAUGAUAACGCUUCGUCGGGCCACCACGGCAAGGUCGCGAAGACACGCUACGCUCACAUCGUUCCCGCCCCCAAGGUUCACGCGGCAUAGCAGCGGACUGCUGUCGACGUUUUUGAAUUCAAUUACUGGCCAUGACGAAGGCGUUAGCAAUGACGAUACGGAGGCAGAUCGGACAAUGCAAGUCACGCAAAAGCCUCGGGCAACACCAAAUGUGAGCAAACAAGAUAUGCGCCCUUCGACCAGCUCCACUGCUCCACCUGUUCAAACCGAAGUCGUCACGGUAGGACCACAGCCAUCGUAUUCCGCACCAAACCAGGCGGCCGAGCCCGUCCGUCGAUACUCGACCCGCUACGUCUCGGACAAUGGGGUGUAUGAGAUCAUUUGGGAUGAGAAUUGCUCUUUGAGCAGCUCUGAUGGAGAGCUUCCUAGCCCCAAUGGACAAGCGUCACUAGUACAGAAUCGGGAUCUCAUUGGGGCAGAGACAUUGGAGCGACGACUGUCGAAGGCUCUGUCCCAAUCAAGACGGGAUUCCCUGCAGGAAGACUGGAGGAACAAACCAAGCUAUGUACCCAGCAGCACGUUGUCUAUGCAAAGCAUAUGGACCAAUCCCAAAAUUGCUCGACUUUUCCGCGAACCAGUUUCGGGGAGUCUACCUCAUUCUAAAAACUUUAAGUACGUCAAGAUGGCACCCUCUUCAUCAACAGACGUGAACGUGGGCGUGGACUUGAAGCGAGGAGCGCUGACUGGGGCAUCCACCAACGGCGUUGAAUUCUUCCCUCCACUCCGAAGCCGGGCGAACACAAACGGAAGCGGAGAGUCGAAGGCUCCGUGGACCAUGGGGUUCAAAGAUGUUUAG
Molecule: messenger RNA, 1329 nt
Organism: Fonsecaea multimorphosa CBS 102226
Lineage: Eukaryota; Fungi; Ascomycota; Eurotiomycetes; Chaetothyriales; Herpotrichiellaceae
Exons: 1
Coding region: 1-1329 (442 amino acids)
Source: RefSeq, a predicted model, not a curated record